Messenger RNA from Cooperia oncophora, 435 nucleotides. NCBI's taxonomy places the organism in Eukaryota, Metazoa, Nematoda, Chromadorea, Rhabditida, Trichostrongylidae. The record is from the annotation of a GenBank genome assembly.
AUGUCAAGUAGGCGGCUGUUUGUGAGCGGUAUUGCGAAUAAUGUUGGAGAAGAAGCAAUACGGGCAUAUUUCUCCCAAUUCGGCUUCAUGUCCGAAUUUACGUUACCUGUGGAAAGGGAAACUGGUAUAAACAGAGGAUACGCUUAUAUCAGUUUCUUGGACGAGACUUCAACUGCCGCAUGUCUAGAGGUGCCUACGCAUAAAAUUCGGGACAGGGAAAUAACCGUGACGAGAUUGACUGACGAAGACAGCUUAACGAAGAUGGAAGUGCUGAGGUCGCGGAGGCUAUUCGUGAGCUUCCUUGGGGUGGAAAGUGUCACUGAGGGCACCAUACGACAAGCGUUUUCUGCCUAUGGUUCUAUUUCGUCGGUUCAUUUCGCUCGGAUUAGCGCGGUAACAGAUGAUCAUAAAGCCGUGUUCACACUUUGCGAAUAG